Molecule: messenger RNA, 510 nt
Organism: Panicum virgatum (switchgrass)
Lineage: Eukaryota; Viridiplantae; Streptophyta; Magnoliopsida; Poales; Poaceae
Exons: 4
Coding region: 1-510 (169 amino acids)
Source: RefSeq, a predicted model, not a curated record
AUGGGUUUGGACUUCAUAUAUGCGCUGCUCUCCUACCAGGAGAUCCCGCCGCAGCUACCCACUCGAUCCUGCUGUGAUGGCUUGCUGUUCGUGGUCGACAUCUGGCCGGAAGGCUUCGGCAAGGGCGGCGUCUGCUGCCUGUGCGAAUACGUCGUGGCCAAACACCCCGAUUUCGAUCUCGCCGGCGCGUACCUGGCGUGCUGCGGGAAGGACGUGGAUGCCGUCAAGAUAUCCAUGCGGGCUCGGCGCGCCGCCGCCACCCCCACCUCAUUCUCCUUCUCCACCCGGCGGCGGCACAACGAAGUGGAAGCAGCAGACAGGGCCAGGCGCAGGGGCCAUCGUCGCAUCGUCCUUGGCGCUCUAGCCGGAGGCGCGCUACUCGGAUGGUGCAUCUACUACUUCUUCUUCAGCGCGGCAGCUAAGGAGCACAGGUCUCCUGAUCCCAGCAACAGAGGCGCGGCCUCCGACGCAAGCCAGCAAGGUCAGCACGACCACGGCAUGAGCCGGUAG